Tinamus guttatus (white-throated tinamou) is the source of this 410-nucleotide messenger RNA. The record is from RefSeq and is a predicted model, not a curated record. Lineage: Eukaryota; Metazoa; Chordata; Aves; Tinamiformes; Tinamidae.
CAGGAGGAAAAUGAGAUAAACCCUCUCAGAUGGAUGCCAGUGCCAGCAGCCUCAAGAGGAUCAAGUUUGGGAAGCUGAAGGUGGUGCGUCGGCACUUGCUGCAGAGAUAUGAGCACCAGCCCUUCAUCUCCUGCCUGGCCGGUUUCUACAGCUGCCGGUGGAAGCGGUACCAGCGCAGAAGGACCGAGCCCGGGAAAUGCUGCUGCAAGACGCGGGAAUGCAUGUUCUUCCCAUUGCUUGUUGGAGCAUUCUGCUUCUCUCUGAUCUUCCUGUACAUGUGGGGCGAAGCAAAAAAUGACUACAAUAACUUUGACUGGUAUAACUAUGGAAACUUGGGCUUCUGGUUUCUCUGGUCUGUUGUUCUUCUGAUUGUGGCUGCAAUCCUCUUCAUGUACAUCACACUCUUAUUG